Messenger RNA from Conger conger (European conger), 2351 nucleotides. RefSeq names its product ATPase Na+/K+ transporting subunit beta 1a (gene atp1b1a). The transcript has 6 exons. The record is from RefSeq and is a predicted model, not a curated record. Gene Ontology annotation, biological process: sodium ion export across plasma membrane; intracellular sodium ion homeostasis; potassium ion import across plasma membrane. Gene Ontology annotation, cellular component: sodium:potassium-exchanging ATPase complex. Gene Ontology annotation, molecular function: ATPase activator activity. NCBI's taxonomy places the organism in Eukaryota, Metazoa, Chordata, Actinopteri, Anguilliformes, Congridae. The coding region runs from base 162 to 1070 and encodes 302 amino acids.
UAUUGUGUGGGGUACAUUACGACAAGCCGGGUACAACUCUGUCCUUUUCGGAAUUUGGAGCAGGAGGGGGGGGUUGUGUUCAGAAGUAUAACGGAGACCACUUAAAACAGAGAAGCAACUACAACAAAAAUAUAUACUGAAAAGGGAAUUAAAACAGGAAGAUGCCUGCAAAUAAAGACGGUGAUGGGGGAUGGAAGUCGUUUCUCUGGAAUUCAGAAAGGAGGGAAUUUUUGGGACGCACUGGAGGCAGUUGGUUUAAGAUCCUGGUGUUUUACAUCAUCUUCUACGGCUGCUUGGCGGGAAUAUUCAUCGGUACCAUCCAGGCCCUGCUGCUGACCCUGAGCAACUACAAACCCACAUACCAGGACCGAGUGGCCCCCCCAGGUUUAUCACACACGCCACUUUCAGAGAAAUCGGAAUUCGUCUUCAACAUGCACGAGAUUGAGACCUACAUGAAGUACACCAAAGGGCUGAAGGACUUUCUGGAGAUGUACGAUGACGACGCCCAGCUGGACCAGAUGAAGUAUGAAGACUGCGGAGACACCCCCGGAGGAUACAGGAACAGGGGAGACUUGGAAAGUGAGGUGGGGAUCAGGAAGGCCUGCCGGUUCAAGAGAUCGUGGCUGAUGGAGUGCUCCGGUGUGCAAGACCGGACAUUUGGCUUCAAAGACGGAAAGCCCUGCAUGAUCAUCAAGCUGAACAGGCUGGUCAACUUCAGACCAAGGCCUCCUACUUCCAAUGAAUCCAUCCCUGAAGAUGCCCAGGCCAAGGUCCAGCCCAACGUGAUCCCCAUCCACUGCACCAACAAGAGACCAGAGGACGCCGGGAAGAUUCAUGAAAUAAAAUACUUUGGCAUCGGCGCUGGAUUCCCCCUGCAGUACUACCCCUACUACGGCAAGCUGCUGCAGCCACAAUACCUCCAGCCCCUGGUAGCCAUCCAGCUGGCCAACGUCACCAUGAACACGGAGCUGCGUAUCGAGUGCAAAGUCUACGGCGAGAACAUUGGUUACAGCGAAAAGGACCGUUACCAGGGACGCUUUGACAUCAAGAUCAGCAUCAGCAAUUCAUGACCUCAGCUAUGGAAGUAGCACUUUCUCUCUCUCUCCCCCAUUUCAGUAAUUUAGAGAAGAAAAAAAAAAUGGAAAUAAAAAAUUUAAGUAAAAAAAAAAACAAAAAAAAAAACACACACACACAACUUGUCUUGAAGAAACUUGUCAUAACGUAACGGGACCUACACUUCACCGGUAUGCUUUACACGAGCUUUUCUGCGUUUAUCUAGGGUUAGAAUGUAAAUUACAGAGAGAGUAGCAAUAGCAUAAAGUAUUUAUUCUACUGUAAAUGAGAAUAUUCCUCAAGCCAUGGGACGUCUUCAUUUAUUACUGUAAAUUAUAAUUCCACUACCGGUGUAGCGAGCAGUGUUUCUGUCCCCUAAGUAUUGCUGCCUUGUGUGGUUUAUAUAUAUUUUUGGAGUGUACAGUACAGUAGUCGCAUACAAGGGUCCUUCCCAAACCAUGUUGUAAUUCCUGUUUUCUUACAUGAGCAAGCUUUAGCGGUCCAAAGUGUGUGUGUGUGUGUGUGUGCAUACGUGCAUGUUCGUUUGCAUGUGCAUGUGUGUGUGUGUGGGUGGGGGUGUGCGUACACACAGACGUGCACACAGAUACACGCACACGCACGCAUACACAAGAUGUAUACAUACUACGUGAAAGUCCUGUCAUGGUACGCUCUGAUUGCCUCAAGGUCUGUGUGUGAGGAAAAUGGCGGCUGCACUCCGUGAAACUCUUUACCUUCUCUGUGUGUCUUUUAAAGUCGAUGAUUGUGGGAGACAAAAUUUUUACAUCACUUGUUCUCUUUUUUUUUUUUUUUUGAUCACUUUUAAAUGUGGGAUAAGGGGUUUACUACAACUUUCUGUUUGAGGCUUUCCCUUCCUUUUAUGCUUAAGUACAACGUAGAGUUGCGUGUCCAGCCAGUAACCUGUUAUCCAACUGGUAAUGGUGUUCACUCAGUGCUUUUAAAAAAAACCAAUUGUUUUGCUGGAGACAUCACAUGAUGUGGUGUAACUUCCUAAUGAAUGUUUUAGCCAUUUUCAUGGUCGAAGAAUUUUAUAUUUAUGCAGUUGUACAUUUUUUUUUUCUGCAGGAAAAAGUGUAAUGUAUAAAUACAAUACCAAAGUCACUGGUCAAAGGUUAGAAUCUUAUCAAAAGCAAUGCAGUGCCCUGUGUAAUAGGAUGUUUUGUUGGUGUUAAAAGUGCAAAAGUCAAUGUUAAACAUCAGUAAACUUAUCAGGAGUUCAACUACUCAUCAUUUAUUUAAUCCGGGUAAGACUUAAACAAAAAUAAAAUUGAGAAACUACA